GCUGGGAGCUGGAGAGCCGACUGCGCUGCUCGGAACUGCCUGGAAACUUCAGUGGGGCAACAACUUUACCAGUUCUCAGUCCAGGAACUUUUCUUUGCAAGAAAGAGGGGUGCAAGUGGCCCCGAUUUCGUUCUCUGUUUUCCCUUCCAUCUCCGCUUCGAUUCGCCUUCCCGGGGUUUGGAGCGGGCAGCUGAGUACCCGCCACCCAGCGCCUCUGCUAAGUACUCACCGCCGCAGCCCGGUGACGCGCCAAUCUCCCCGGGAGCCGCUCGCUCGGCGUCCGCGUCUGGGCAGCCGAGGGAAGAGGAGCCCCAGCCGCUGCGGCUUCUCGCCUUUCCCAGCCACCCGCCCCCUGCCCCGGGCUCGCGUAUGAAUCUCCUGGACCCCUUCAUGAAGAUGACCGACGAGCAGGAGAAGGGCCUGUCCGGCGCCCCCAGCCCCACCAUGUCCGACGACUCGGCUGGCUCGCCCUGCCCCUCAGGCUCAGGCUCCGACACGGAGAACACGCGGCCCCAGGAGAACACGUUCCCCAAGGGCGAGCCGGAUCUGAAGAAGGAGAGCGAAGAAGACAAGUUUCCCGUGUGCAUCCGCGAAGCGGUCAGCCAGGUGCUGAAGGGCUACGACUGGACGCUGGUGCCCAUGCCGGUGCGCGUCAACGGCUCCAGCAAGAACAAACCACAUGUCAAGCGGCCCAUGAACGCCUUCAUGGUGUGGGCGCAGGCUGCGCGCAGGAAGCUGGCGGACCAGUACCCGCAUCUGCACAACGCCGAGCUCAGCAAGACUCUGGGCAAACUCUGGAGACUGCUGAACGAAAGCGAGAAGAGACCCUUCGUGGAGGAGGCGGAGCGGCUGCGCGUGCAGCACAAGAAAGACCACCCCGAUUACAAGUACCAGCCACGGCGGAGGAAGUCCGUGAAGAACGGGCAGGCAGAAGCCGAGGAGGCUACGGAACAGACGCACAUCUCUCCCAACGCCAUCUUCAAGGCGCUCCAAGCCGACUCCCCGCACUCCUCCUCCAGCAUGAGCGAGGUGCACUCCCCGGGAGAGCACUCCGGGCAAUCUCAGGGUCCGCCGACCCCACCCACCACUCCCAAAACCGACGUGCAAACUGGCAAAGUUGACCUGAAGCGAGAGGGGCGCCCUCUGGCAGAGGGGGGCAGACAGCCCCCCAUCGACUUCCGCGACGUGGACAUCGGGGAGCUGAGCAGCGACGUCAUCUCCAACAUCGAGACCUUUGACGUCACUGAGUUUGACCAAUACUUGCCGCCCAAUGGCCACCCAGGGGUGCCGGCUACACACGGUCAGGUCACCUACACCGGCAGCUACGGCAUCAGCAGCACUGCUGCCUCCCCUGCCACCGCGGGCCACGCGUGGAUGUCAAAGCAGCAGGCGCCACCCCCUCCGCCGCCGCAGCCCCCGCAGGCCCCGCAAGCCCCGCAGGCGCCUCCGCAGCAGCAAGCGCCCCAGCAGCAGCAGCAGCAGGCACCCCCGCAGCAGCAGGCACACACGCUCACUACACUGAGCAGCGAGCCGGGUCAGUCCCAGAGAACACACAUCAAGACCGAGCAACUGAGCCCCAGCCACUACAGCGAGCAGCAGCAGCACUCCCCGCAGCAGAUCGCCUACAGCCCCUUCAACCUUCCACACUACAGCCCCUCCUACCCGCCCAUCACGCGCUCGCAGUACGACUACACAGACCACCAGAACUCCGGCUCUUACUACAGCCACGCAGCGGGCCAGGGCUCGGGGCUCUACUCUACGUUCACCUACAUGAACCCCGCGCAGCGCCCCAUGUACACCCCCAUCGCUGACACCUCCGGAGUCCCUUCUAUCCCGCAGACCCACAGCCCGCAGCAUUGGGAACAACCGGUCUACACACAGCUCACCAGACCCUGAGGAGCCCUUGAAGAGGGAUGGCGAUAGAGCUGAUCGUUAAAAGAAAGAAAAGAAAGAAAAAAAGAAAGAAAGAAAGAAAAAAGAAAGAAAGAACCGAAGAAAUCAAGAACCAGUUGAAAUUCCUUUGGACACUUUUUUUUUUUUUGUCGUUGUCCCUAUUUCUUAAAGACAUGUAAGCGAAGGUAACUAGUGCUGAGAUUCCAGGAGAGAGACUUUAAGACAUUAUCCGAGCACAUGCCAACCUAAGACAAAUGGCUGGGCCACUCGUGGCCAGAUGGACCCACCUGAAUCAUCAAGGAAGGAUUUGGUUCCUUCAGAGUCAGCUUGGAGGACGAUUGGAGAAUCUCCCUGCCUGUUUGGACUCUGUAAUUAUUUUUUAGCCGUAAUUAAAGAAAAAAAAGUCCUCUGUGAGGAAUAUUCUCUAUUUUAAAUACUUUUAGUAUGUACUGUGUAUGAUUCAUUACCAUUUUGAGGGGAUUUAUACCUAUUUUAGAUAAAAAAUUAAAUGCUCUUAUUUUUCCAACAGCUUAACUACUUGUAGUUCAACAGUGUCCCCUAGCCUUCCUUGCAACCAGAAUAUUUGUGUACAGAUAUGCUUUCUCCUUAAACUAAAAAAAAAAGAAAAAAAAAAGAAAAAAGAAAAAGAAAAAAGGCAUUGUUAUAAUAACAUUAAAAAUAAACACAGAGUUUUGUUACAUCAUCAGUUUUGGGGGUGAGCUUUGGUUAAUUCUCCAGGCUCUCGGAUUUCAGGAGCAGCUGCCUUAAAAAAUGAAAGAAAGAAAACCUUAUUUUGCAAUAAGGGGAAUAAACAUAGAGAACAUUGGUGAGCUUUAUCAUAUAGAUAUAUAUUUUUUAAAUGAGAAGAACACCUUGAGCCUUAAACCCCCGCUGCUGGGAAAAUGCAAACGCUGUUCCUAGAACAUUCACCGUGCCUGCCUUUGCUUGCUGGCUGCAGCCUCAGAAGGAAAGCCAACGACAAGCCAAGGAGACCAUAUUUUCUUGGGGAAGAUUUUUUUAAGCAGCCUGUAAGUGCCCAAGCACAUUGCCCCCUGGUUCCUGCCUGGGCCCCAUGUGCACAGCAGAUGCUGGAGUAGGCCUGCUCAGACUGUGACUGUCACCUGUGCCUCCCUGAAUACCAGCGUUUAACCUCCAAGACAUUCCACGUGCUAAAAUUAUUUAUUUUGUCAGGAGGAGUUUUCAUUUUUUUUUAAGAAAAAAAAUCUCCUUCCUUUUUUUUCUUUUUUAAUUUACUGUCUUUAAGGUAGAUUGUUGGCGCCUUCCUCAAAGGGCAUCGUCAUCUGUUAAAUUAUGUUCUUAACUGUAACCAUUUUUUUAAUUUAUCUUUAAUCUUUUUAUUAUUAAAAGCAAGUCUCUUUGAAGUCUUCAUUCUAGAUUUGUACAAAUGCUUUCUUUUCGUCCGUCCUUGUGGUUUUUACACCCCCCCCUUUGUUGUUUUUGUUGUUGAUAACAAGGUGGAAACCUAUUUCUUUCUGUGAUGUACACACGAGAAGGUACAAAUGCCGUCGCUCAUCACUUUGUCGUUUGCAGUGUUUUCUGCCACGGGCCUUUGGGCUGCCUGGACUGACUGUGGAAGUGUCCACGUGUUGUCAACGCAAGCCCCUGCCAGCCUGUGUCGUGGCUAGCCCCCUGCCUGCUCUCCUGCACAGAGACAUCCAUGGGAUGGACAGACCUUAGUUCUUACUCACUGCUGUGGCUGGAGAAGAUGAGGGUUGCUUUUCAAAUUUCAACAACAGCAGACUUUUUUUUUAAUUUAAAAAAAAGAUAUAUUAACAGUCUUAGAAGCCAGUAGAGUAAAACCUUAAAGCAUUCUUAUAAUAUGGCAUCCUUCGAUUUCUGUAUAAAAACAGACCUUUUAAAAAAUAUUUCUGUAACUUAAAACCUGACGUGUAAGUCCUAUUUUUCUCUUUAGGUAAGGUUUGGUUUGUGUUUGUGUUUUGUUUGUUUCCCCCUCCAAACUUUUUGUUCUCUGUGGAACUCACCUUUCUUUCCUUCCUUUCUUUUUUUGUAUAUUAUUGUUUACAAUAAAUAUACAUUGCAUUAAAGUGAAAA
Alexandromys fortis (reed vole) is the source of this 3966-nucleotide messenger RNA. RefSeq names its product SRY-box transcription factor 9 (gene Sox9). NCBI's taxonomy places the organism in Eukaryota, Metazoa, Chordata, Mammalia, Rodentia, Cricetidae. Gene Ontology annotation, molecular function: RNA polymerase II cis-regulatory region sequence-specific DNA binding; DNA-binding transcription factor activity, RNA polymerase II-specific. Bases 370 to 1896 code for a protein of 508 amino acids. Gene Ontology annotation, cellular component: nucleus. The transcript has 3 exons. The record is from RefSeq and is a predicted model, not a curated record. Gene Ontology annotation, biological process: heart development; morphogenesis of an epithelium; negative regulation of transcription by RNA polymerase II.